Molecule: messenger RNA, 2098 nt
Organism: Contarinia nasturtii (swede midge)
Lineage: Eukaryota; Metazoa; Arthropoda; Insecta; Diptera; Cecidomyiidae
Product: zinc finger protein 91-like
Exons: 6
Coding region: 1-1848 (615 amino acids)
Biological process (GO): regulation of DNA-templated transcription
Molecular function (GO): DNA-binding transcription factor activity, RNA polymerase II-specific; RNA polymerase II cis-regulatory region sequence-specific DNA binding
Source: RefSeq, a predicted model, not a curated record
AUGGCAUUCCAAUGCGACGGUUUAACGUUCAAUGCUGAAUUCAAGCAAUAUUUUCUGCGGUCCACGAAUAAACAAAUCAAGGAUACUUAUGACCAGUUCGAAAUUAGUUCAAUGUUGAGAAACCAAGUCGACGUCGAUUCAUAUGGAAGCAUUAAAAAUUUUGACUUCAACGGCUUUCGAAAAGAAAUGAAUGAUCUGACUAAUCUAAUCGACUCGAGUAGUGAAGAAGGUUUGGAUGAAGGUGAAUUGGAAUCAUCGGAAACGGCAUCAGACAUUCAAUACGUUGGAAAUGAUAUGCCACCUGAAUUCUAUGGUGAUGCUCAAUUUGUCUACGAUGAAAGCACUGACGAAGUGAGAAACUCAAACAAUCGCAAUUGCCAGGGAGAUGAAUUCGAGAUAUCAAUUGAAGAUGAGGAUAGCGUCGAAGAUGAAGAAAAAAUGGAAGUGGAUAGAUUUAUGAAAAAGCAUAAAGUUGCUCACACUGAUGAAAUUCCGUUCCACUGUCCAGGCUGUUUCACCGGAUUUUCCCAGGAGGUCGACCAAAAAGCCCAUGUUUUCAUGUGCAAAACACGUCGAUAUGAAUGCCACAUUUGUAAGAAAUUUUCUACUGUUGGUAAAAGUCACUUGAAAGGGCAUAUACGAAAGCACAGCGGUGAAAAACCGUUCCGCUGCCACAUUUGUAUGAAGCGUUUUACGGAGAAAAGAAGUCUGAAAAGACAUUUGAACACACUCCACACAAGUUUCGAGCCAAAAAUGUUGAGCUGGAGUGACGAGAUGAGCGAAAUGCUUGCUGCAUUCCAACGCCAAGCAAAAUAUUCACUGAUUAACAUUGAAAUGGCAUUCGUGCGCGAUGGUUUGAUACUGAAUGACGAAUUUAAGCAGUAUUUCCUGCGAGCCUCGAAUAACUGCAUCGAGGAAACUUAUGAUCAAUUCAAAAUCAACACCGCGUUAAGAAACAAAAACUACGCUAGGGCGGAUGCGAGCUCGUUAACAAACAAUGAAUUGCCGAUGAUGAGCUCAAUUUAUACUCCCAGAUAUGAUAUGACCAAUAUAAAACAAGAACUCAAUGACCCAGUCGAAAUCAUCGACUCAAGCGACGAAGAAGGCCAAGCAGAUAAUCAGGUUUUAAUGGAACCAUCGACAAUGAAGUCAAUUGUUCAGUACGGUGACCAUGGCAUACCACCUGAAUUAAACGAUUUGGUUCAAUUGAACAAUGAUUUUGGCUACACUGACGAAGUGCCGAACAUGAUGCUUAACGGAAUCAAAUCACAUUACCAACAUGUCACGCUGAACACUGGACGAAAUGUCGCUGAUGGUACCAAAACUAAAAACGUGACGAAAAGAUCAACGAAACGCCAAAAUGCGGAAUCGAGCUCAACUCUAGAAGAAAUUGGGCAUAAAAAGUCAAACCAGUUGAAGAAGAGAUCCAAUUGCAAACUUUGUGGACAUUCCUGUGAUCGGAGGAAUUUCAAACGUCACAUGCGUACCCAUACUGGUGAGAAACCAUAUCGAUGUGAAAUUUGCCGCAAAGAAUUCACCCAGCUAAGUAACAAGGAAAGGCACAAAAUGACUCACACCGAUGAAAUUCCGUUCCAUUGCCGAGGUUGUUUCAGUGGAUUUUCCCAGAAGACCGACAAAGAAGCCCACGAGAAGGUGUGCAAAUCACGUCGAUAUGAAUGCCAUAUCUGCAAGAAGUAUGUCACGGUGAAUAAAAAUACUUUUAAAAAGCAUAUGCGAAAGCACACCAGUGAGAAGCCGUUUCGAUGCAAGAUUUGUAUGAAGGGUUUUACACAGAAAGAUAACCUGAAGAUGCAUUUGGACACCAUCCACACCAGAAUCAACCCUUAAUGACUCUCGUUUUCGAAACUUUCACGACACCCGUCGACCUAACAUUUAAUGGCUUUUCAAAACUUUUAGAAUAAUAGACACAAAAUACAAGAAAAUAGUAAAAAAAAACUCCCACAGAAAACUCAGUAAUAAGCUUCUAUAGGAGAUACGGCACAUUAAUGCAGACGUACAGAAUUCGACAUGUGCCGAGUCACCUUUGAAAUAUUCAACACACCUAUAUACACUACUUUCAUACAUUAAGUUAAAAAAA